Molecule: messenger RNA, 1425 nt
Organism: Effrenium voratum
Lineage: Eukaryota; Dinophyceae; Suessiales; Symbiodiniaceae
Source: the annotation of a GenBank genome assembly
AUGGCUGCCUGCGGCUCUUUGGGAGUGCUGAGCUGCUUCCGGGGCUGCUGGGGCCUUUGUCAGGCGCGAGCCUUUGGACACCUUUCCCUGAGGAUCCGGCGCCAGGACUUCCAGGCGGAAAGCUUCGGCCUGACUUCGAAGCGCCGAGAUUUCGAGGAGCGCCUGGCGCGGCUGGACAACCCCCGCGUCCGCGAUCUCGCGUGGUCCGUGCUGGGCCCUGGCCUCUGCAGCGACAGAGACGCAACCUGGGGCAGCCACGUCUUCACUGACGAGCGGAUGAAUGCCUUGCUGGGUGAUGUGACGGACGAGCUGCAACGCCUGGAGAGUGAUCCCAAACUCGAGAGGUGGCUGCAAGCGCAUGCGCGCUCUCAGUCGCAGCUGGUGGGUCACUACUACGAGUCCCUGCUGCACUUCGCCUUUGCCGAGCUGGGGCAGAUCACCGUGGCCACCUAUUCGGAGCCCAUUCCCAAGGAGAGGCCUUCAGAGCAAGGAGAGGGCAAAGCUCAAGUCAGGAGGUUCCGGCCACCUCUGAAGUCUUCUGCGGGGGUGGACUUCUUUUGCAACGUCCGGCGGGCCACCUUCGCACCAGGCGGCCAGCUGCAGGUGGACUUCCAGCUGAAGCGUGGCAGGUCCCAAGAUGACCCGCCGCCCCCCGAGUGCGUGCUCCACGUGGACGGCGAAGCUCGGAGGAUGGCCAGCCAUGCGAUGUCGGUGGGCAACGCCAUGGACGGCCAUGCGAUCUUCAACGAUGUCACGGCUGGGUGCACCAUGAACUUCACUUACGCGCCCUCCUUCUCGCAAGUUUCACUGGAGCUGCCAAAGUACAAGGGGCCCGUGCAGGGAGAGGUGGACUACGUUUUAUGGCCGGAUCGCGGCACUGCCCGUUUCUUGCACAUCGAAGCCGCUGUGAAGUUCUACUUGGCGGCCAAAGAUGACGUGCAGGAGUGGGAUGAUUUCAUUGCGCCGAACCCCGUGGACAUUCUGGGCAAGAAGUUGCGGCGGAUGCUCUCCCAUCAGCUCCCCAUGGGUCAGACGGAGCACAUUCGAAACCUCCUGGCGGGAUUGAGCAAGUCGGCUGCCCCACAGAUUUCCAGCUCGCUGUGGAUGAACGGCCGGCUCUUCUUCCAUGCCAGGGGCUCCCUGGCGGCCCUGGCGGAGUUGCCUUCGCUCGCGCCGGGCUGGCACGAGCGAAUCCAGAUGCUCAGCCCAGACCUCGAGGUGGGCUGGUGGUGUUUCCUCAGAGAGCUGGAGGCAGUCCUGCCGGAGAGGCUCUUCUACUUGGUGCUGCGGAAGCCCUACUGGCUGGCACCGUUGCGGGGCUCAGGAGCCCGGCACGUGGACCACGGGGCGCUGCGCAGCAGAGGGCAGCUGCUGAGAGACGCAAAGUCCUGGCGGAGCUUCCAAUAUGGGCUGGGCUUCAGCUGA